AUGAGAUUACUGCACAUAGCUCAGGCUUGUCCAUGUCUACGUGGACAGGCUCUUAAAUUAGCUCACGAUUAUAUAAAAACUUCAACUUAUAAUCUAUCUGCAUAUGAACAAAUAUUUUAUAUCGAAAAACAUCUAACUGCGGAAUCGAUGGAUACAGACACAAUUUUGGAUAGUGAAACUAUGAAAAUUGUUAAAUCUGGAAAUAACGAAGUGGGUUUAGUGUAUGAUGAAGAGUGGGUUCGAAGUAUAGCUUCCCGCGUUAAUAAAACUCGUGAUCAUCUCGAAACGGAAUUGAAAACAUCUAAAAUCAAUGGCGUAGUUGUGCAUACAAGAAAGGCUUAUAUCGAAAUGGGUGAUUUUUGGUCAAAAUGUGGUGAUUUCUUGAACGCAUUGAGGUGCUAUACUCGUUCAAGAGAAUACAGUCAAUCACCAGGAGACGAUGUGAAUUCUUGUCUUAAGAUUACCAGGAUGGCCAUUCUUCAGGCCAAUUGGACUCAGGCAAGCGCUUACGCAAAGCUAGCUGAGAAUUGCUGUGAAGUCGAUUGCACAGCUUCUAAAAAUAUUGGAAAUGCUGAGGCGCCGGAAGUUUAUUUUAUGACACGACGUGAUGAAGGAGACCUCUUGGAACCUCAACAGAAAAACCUAGCCUCGGAAAAACCGCCUGAUCAUUUGCCCAUUGCAACUCAGAUCGUUAAAGCUGAAUUGCAUUUGAGUUUUGCCCUCAUAAAACUGGCCACUGGUGAUUAUCGAGACGCCAUUGAACAUUUUGUUCAGGCAAACAUUGACCCCGAUGAGUGCACGUUCGACAACCCAAGCAAUUUUGUAACUCGCAGUGAUGUUGCGCGCUGUGUUGCUGUUUGUGCCCUGGCUACCCUUAGCCGAUCAGCUCUAAAGACCGAUAUUCUCAAUCAUCCCUCCUUCCGCCUUGUUCUUGAAGCAGAAGUUGAAGCGCGAGAUUUACUACUUGCAUUUCACUCGGCCGACUACACAAGUGUUUUCACGCAUCUAGAGAAGCUAAUGAGCUACCUCAAGUUGGAAAUCUUUGCUGCGGAUCAUGUUGAGGAGUUAUAUCAAAUGAUUCGAGUGAAGGCGCUGCGGCAGUACUUUGUGCCGUUCGUUAGAGCGGAUUUGAGGAUUAUGGCGGAGGCAUUCAGAACCAGUGUAACGGAUCUGGUCGGUGAAUUGGCGGAACUUAUUCGCACGGGAACUAUCAAAGCACGAAUUGAUUAUGAGAAGCAGCUUCUAUGUCGUGCCAUUGUUGACGAACGGAAUCAGACAUUCAAAGACACCAUGAGAAUUAUUGAUCAAUCCCAUCAACGUCUCCAAGCUGCCGUACUCAAAGCGAACAUUAUACGAAGGGGAUAUGCAGCAGGCCAUCAUCUAGGUCCUCGUGUAUGGUGA
Molecule: messenger RNA, 1401 nt
Organism: Rodentolepis nana
Lineage: Eukaryota; Metazoa; Platyhelminthes; Cestoda; Cyclophyllidea; Hymenolepididae
Source: the annotation of a GenBank genome assembly